CAUCGAUUAUAAAUUCCUAGUUCUCAGUAGUACCCACUGCGCAACGCAACGCAACGCAACUUCACUGAUCUUCACCAUGUUUAAAUUUUGACCGUUGGCUUCGCCAUGUCUUCCCGGCAAAUUCCCAAACCAGACCAACAAAUUGGAGAGUCUCAAAUGUCCAGAAUUCACCUGCUUGUUCUUACGUUUCGAGUGCAUUUCUUCGUCUUCCUCAGCUUCUCAGUGACCACCAGUGCGGCUUCUCGGGCCGCAGGCUCCGAACAGAACAUCCUACUCGACGUUAAACAUCAACUAGGCGAUCCGCCGUCGCUUCGAUCGUGGACCUCAUCAUCGUCACCGUGCGAUUGGCAAGAGAUACGUUGCACCGAUGGCGUCGUCACCCAGGUCCUUCUGUCAGGAAAAGGUGUCUCCCGGAAGCUACCACCAACGAUCUGCGACCUCAAGAAUCUGACGAUUCUCGACCUCUCAAACAACAACAUCCCCGGAGAAUUCCCAAGAUUUUUGUACAAUUGCUCCAGCCUCCAAUUCCUCGGCCUGUCUCUAAAUUACUUCGCUGGUCCAAUCCCCGACGACAUUGACAGACUAAAAACUCUGACAUUCCUAGACCUCAGUGGCAACUAUUUCUUUGGCGACAUCCCCGCAGCGAUCGGGAAAUUAUCGGAGUUACAAACGUUGUACCUCCACAACAAUGAGUUCAAUGGAACUUUUCCCAAGGAAAUUGGGAGCUUAUCUAAUCUCGAAAUCCUCCGUCUGGCCUAUAAUGACAAGUUUGUGCCCAUGGCCAUUCCAUCAGAGUUUGGGAACUUGAGGAAUUUGAGGUUCAUCUGGAUGACAGCUUGCAAUUUAAUCGGAGAAAUCCCUGAAAGUUUUGCCAACCUAACGAAUCUCGUGCAGCUGGAUUUGUCAGCGAACAAUUUGACAGGUAGCAUUCCCAGCAGAAUGUUCUCUCUCAAGAAUUUACAAUUUCUGUAUCUUUACUACAACAGAUUGUCUGGUGAAAUUCCUAGUUCGAUCCAGGCCUUGAAUUUGAUGGACAUUGAUUUGGCAAUGAACAAUUUCACGGGUCCGAUUCCUGAAGAUUUUGGAAAGUUGGAGAACCUGACGGUACUUAAUCUGUAUUUCAAUCAAUUAUCUGGUCAGAUUCCGAGAAGUUUAGGCCUAAUCAAAACGCUGAAGCACUUCAAGGUUUUUCGCAAUAAGUUAAAUGGAACUCUUCCUCCAGAAUUAGGCCUAUAUUCGAAGCUUGAAGGGUUUGAAGUUGCAGACAAUCAACUGAGUGGUGCAUUGCCUCAAUACUUGUGUGCCAAUAAUGCUUUGCAAGGCGUGAUUGCUUUUUCUAACAAUCUUGGUGGAAAAUUGCCCGAAUCGCUUGGAAAUUGCACUACUCUGCGCACAGUUCGGCUUUCCAGGAACAAUUUUACUGGUGAGAUUCCUGCAAGUCUUUGGACUUCCAAUAAUUUAUCAACCUUGAUGUUGAGUGAGAACUCAUUUACUGGUCAAUUUCCAAGUAAACUUCCAUGGAAUAUGUCGAGGCUAGAGAUUAGAAAUAACUACUUUUCAGGAGAGAUACCGGCUGGAAUUGUUUCCGCAGUAAAUCUAGUAGUAUUUGAUGCGAGAAACAAUAUGCUUUCCGGUGAAAUUCCAAAGGAGUUGACGGCUCUUUCCCGACUUAAUUCUCUCAGGCUUGACAAUAAUCAACUUUCCGGCAAGCUUCCAUCCGAGAUACUCUCCUGGCAAUCCCUGAAUACUUUAACACUCUCAAGCAACAAACUCUCCGGGCAAAUUCCGAGAACUGUUGGCGAUCUCCCUAAUCUCGUUUAUUUGGACUUAUCUAAAAAUGAUAUAUCUGGUGAAAUCCCAUCUCAGCUUGGCAACAUGAGGCUCAUAUUUCUCAACUUGUCUUCCAACAACCUUUCCGGCAGCAUCCCAGAUGCUUUCAAUAACCUCGCAUAUAACACCAGUUUCUCGAACAACCCUAACCUAUGUGCUUAUAAUCCAACUGUUGAGCUUCCAAGAUGCUUGACCAAAACUCCUCGGUAUCCAAACAAAUCGUCCUUCAAGUUGCUUGCCUUGAUUCUUGUUCUCACCAUCAUUGUGUUGCUAACCACUACCUCACUGGCCAUCUACAAAUUCAAAGACAUAUCGGGAAAGAAUUCCGAGCCCAAACUUUCAACGUGGAAGAUUACUUCGUUCCAGAAGCUAGAUUUCUCAGAAUGGAAUCUCUUCUCAAACUUGACAGAUGAUAACCUCAUUGGAAGUGGGGGCUUUGGAAAGGUUUACCGGGUUCCUUCUAAUCAUCCGGGUGAAUAUGUUGCCGUAAAAAAGAUUUGGAAUAGCAAAAAGUUGGACGACAAUCUAGAGAAAGAUUUCAUGUCUGAGGUUGAAAUCCUAGGCACGAUUCGGCAUUCCAAUAUUGUGAAGCUUCUAUGCUGCAUUUCAAGUGAAAACUCAAAACUCCUUGUGUAUGAGUACAAGGAAAAUGGGAGCCUGGAUAGAUGGCUUCAUGGAAAGAAAAAAGCAUCGACUCCUUUACCCAACAAUCAUCUGAUCUUGAAGUGGCCAACGAGGUUGAACAUUGCCAUAGGGGCCGCCCAGGGGCUGUGUUACAUGCACCACGAUUGCUCACCACCAAUCAUCCAUAGAGAUGUGAAGUGUAGCAAUAUAUUGCUGGACUUCGAAUUCCGGGUGAGUAUUGCAGACUUUGGGCUAGCCAGGAUGUUGGCGAAAUCUGGGGAGCCACAUAGCUUGUCUGCCAUAGCGGGGUCUUUCGGCUACAUUCCCCCAGAAUACGCCUAUUCAACCAAGAUCAACGAGAAAGUUGAUGUGUACAGUUUCGGGGUCGUACUACUAGAGCUCGUAACCGGAAAAGAACCAUAUGGCGUAGAGGAGCAUACAAGCCUAGUAGAUUGGGCAUGGCAGUAUCACAGUGAAGGGAAGUGCCUUGCUGAUGCCUUGGAUGAAGAAAUCAAAGAAGCGUGUCAUGCGGAAGAGAUGAUAAAGGUCUUUAAAUUAGGCCUUGCUUGCACAAGCAUAUCACCCUCAGCUAGACCUUCCAUGAGAGAGAUUUUGCAGGUUCUUGAGCGGUGCCGUCCACCAGGUCAAGACGGCAAGAAGAUCGGAACAGAGGUUGAUAUUGCUCCCCUUCUUGGCGAUUCCAUGUACAUUUCAAAUUACAAGGAUUGUAGCACAGCCUUCGGUGAAAGUGAUGGAAGCUAAAAUAAUGCUUUUUAUUAAUAAUAAUACUUUUUUUAAUACUA
Messenger RNA from Prosopis cineraria, 3257 nucleotides. Its product is annotated as receptor-like protein kinase 5. The record is from RefSeq and is a predicted model, not a curated record. Gene Ontology annotation, biological process: protein phosphorylation. The coding region runs from base 106 to 3216 and encodes 1036 amino acids. The transcript has 2 exons. Lineage: Eukaryota; Viridiplantae; Streptophyta; Magnoliopsida; Fabales; Fabaceae. Gene Ontology annotation, molecular function: ATP binding; protein binding; protein kinase activity.